This is a messenger RNA of Salmo salar (Atlantic salmon), 2438 nucleotides long. Its product is annotated as S-arrestin. The record is from RefSeq and is a predicted model, not a curated record. NCBI's taxonomy places the organism in Eukaryota, Metazoa, Chordata, Actinopteri, Salmoniformes, Salmonidae. Gene Ontology annotation, biological process: signal transduction; G protein-coupled receptor internalization. Gene Ontology annotation, molecular function: G protein-coupled receptor binding. Gene Ontology annotation, cellular component: photoreceptor outer segment; photoreceptor inner segment.
GAGGCAGAGUCGAGGGGGGGUCAGCAGCACCCACACAGAUCAUAAAUGCAGCCACAUUGUUGUGCAUGGUACACUAGUGUUACUUGCAGCUGACCCCUACACGUCCAGGACCACAACUGCAGAUUUCAGAGACAACAACCAUGAGCCCUAAACAUGUUAUCUUCAAGAAACUCUCCCGUGAUAAGUCGGUUGGGGUGUACAUGGCCAAGAGGGACUUUGUGGAUCACUGUGACUCUAUCGACCCUGUUGAUGGAGUUGUGCUGAUCGACCCUGUACAGGUCAAAGGAAAGAAAGUGUUUGUCAUGCUGUCCUGCACGUUCCGGUAUGGCAGAGAUGACAUGGACGUGAUGGGUGUGGCCUUCCGCAGGGACAUCUUUGUGACCACCCGCCAGGUUUACCCCGAACUGCAGGACAAGGAAAGGAGCAUACACACCAAGAUGCAGGAGAAGCUACUGCGCAAGCUGGGAGACAAUGCCAUUCCCUUCUUCUUUGAGUUCCCAGACAACCUGCCGUGCUCUGUGUGUCUGCAGCCGGCUCCAUCCGAUGUGGGCAAGCGCUGCGCUGUCGAGUUCGAAGUAAAGGCUUUCUGUAACGAGAACCAAGACGAGAAAAUCGAAAAGCGGAGCUCUGUGCGUCUGGCCAUCCGUAAGAUCCAGUACGCUCCGGGGGAUAGUAAGACCAUCCCGUCCUCAGAGAUCACCUGUGAGUUCCUCAUGUCGGACAAACCCCUGCAUAUGCAGGUCAGCCUGGAGAAAGAGACAUACUACCAUGGUGAACUAAUCAAGGUCAGUGUCGACAUCAACAACAGCUCCAGCAGAUCACUGAAAGACAUCACUGUUGCAGUGGAGCAGGUGACCAACGUGGUACUUUAUUCCAAUGACAAGUAUGUAAGGGCAGUUGCCCUAGAAGAGACCUCAGAUACAGUGCCCUCUGGAACAACCCUGAAGAAGGUGUACACCCUCAUUCCUCUAUUGGCUGCUAACAAGGAAAGACGAGGUAUUGCUCUGGAUGGGAAACUGAAACAUGAGGACACCUGUCUGGCUUCCUCGAGCAUUGUGAAGGAGGAAGUCCUAAAGGAAGUGCAGGGUAUGCUUGUGUCCUACAAAGUGGUGGUUAGGCUCAAUGCUUCUGGGAUGGUGGGAUCUAGUGAGGUUGCAGUGGAGGUUCCAUUCCGGCUCAUGCAUCCUAAACCUGAACCAGCUAAGGAGGGUGAGUCGGAUGACAUGGUGUUCGAGGAGUUCAAGAGGGUCUACCUCAAAGGGGUCAUCCCUGAUGAUGACGAGUCACCCACCGAGGCAUGAGCAGGCUGUCCAAGGAAGCAGAGCUCUUGCAUGGGUCAGCCACACUGUCCAGUCAUGGCCAAGGCCUAAUGUACAACAUCAGCUGGACGUCACAGCUUGAAAUGCUGAGGGUCAUGAAGAACCAAAAGGAGAGAUGAUGUAGAGAGCUUUUAAGAAUUGUCUGCUUAUGUAACGUUGUCACUUGUCUGCUUUGCUGCAUGACUCAUUGCUCCAUAUUGGUCAGGUUGUUAUUGUUAAAGAAAUGUGUUCUAAAUUACUUACCUGGUAAGAUAAAGGCAAAUCAAUAGAUAAAAUAAGAUUACUGUAGAUGUCAUUGUAUUGUCAUUCAGUACACCGGUAGACAAAUCCAGACCCAAGGCCUAUGCUUUAUAGUAAUGUUCACUGUUGUAUUGAUGUACUGUACAUUAUACAUCUGUACUGAAUUUUUCUUAAACAUUUUAUUUGCGAUUUUCUUAGAGAACAAGCAUAUACAGACAUCCAAAAACAUUUUAAUAAAUGUGAUGGAAACCCAGUGGGUGCCUGUGAUAUGGGAGAAAGGGUUUGAUUUCUGACGCUUCAAGAAAGUGACACAACAAAAAUGACGCUGGCUCCUACAGAACACACACACUCAUCCCCUCUUCUUUUCUUAUUUUAUCAGUCCUUUUUUCUCCUUUAUCUUUCAUACAGAAGCUGUUCUGUUGCUGUCCGUCGACAGAACAGCACUUCCACUUAGUUACUACUUAGGCUGAGUACACCUGACCUCUUCCUUUCUGUCUAACAUUACUGUAGCCACAUGGCUGUGCCUUCUCACGUAUCCUUCCACCACACUGAAAGACAGACACAACUAUGCUACUUUCUCUUUCUAUAGCUACAUCAGUGGUUCUUCAGCAGAUCUCUCAGAUUGAGAGGGAGCCUCUUUGAACUGUGUCUCUGGUGUAACCAGGUGUAUCCCAGUGACCGCCUUGAUCAGUUUACACUGACAGGAGCACUACUUUGUGUGGAGGAUUUUUUUGUGACUACCCUUUUGUAAGACAUGUUCAGAUACAAAACAAAAUAACAAUAGUAAGAAGAAUACAAAUCCACUCGCAUACAAACCCACACGCAAACUGAUAUAUUUAAUGGCAUUAGCUUAAAACAACCAUGCACACAAACAUAUCC